AGAGAUAGAAGGAUUUAAGCAAAAUGGGAGGUUGUUGUUCAGCUCAGCUGAAAUGUUGGUGUGGACCAGCUUCUUGUGGGCUCUGUUGUCGAAAAUGUCCCCCAGUCACGGAAUCGACAGGAACACGCAUAAUGUAUUCUAUUUAUCUGGUUACGGGAUUUAUCAUCGCCUGCCUUAUGCUAUCCCCACAAAUCAAGAACUUAGUCAUUGAUAACGUACCAGAGUUCAAUGAGACAUGUAUUGACCUAAAUCUGGGAGAGAAUUGUGAGAUACUGACCGGGUACAAGGCUGUGUACCGAUUAUGUAUGGGUAUGGUGGCUUUCAGCUUCAUCCUCAUGGUCCUGACUCUGUGUACUCGUAGCAGUGACCAAUGGGCAGGCAUCAUCCACAAUGGGUUUUGGCUGCUGAAACUGCUUCUGUUGAUUGGCUGCUGUGUUGGUUCAUUCUUUGUUCCAUACCAAUACAGUAAAUAUUGGCUGUAUGUAGGAAUGGUGGGUGGUUUCAUCUUCAUCCUGUUCCAACUAAUCCUUCUUGUCGACUUCACACAUUCCUGGAACGCAAAGUGGCUGAAUGUGAAGGGAGGGAAGAGAAGUACCUGUGGUUAUGUUGGUACCUUGAUGUGUGCAACAAUUUUCUACAUGAUGACUGUGGUGGGCUUGUUCAUGCUUUACUUUAAUUACACAAGUCUCAAGGGUUGUGUGCACAACAAAGUCUUUAUUGGAGUCAAUGCUGGUCUCUGCAUAGUGCUAUCUAUACUAACCCUGCUACCAGGCAUCAACAAGUUCAAUCCUAACACAGGAACUUUACAGUCCUCUGUCAUCAGUCUCUAUGUGGUUUACCUCACCUGGUCAGCCCUGACCAGCGAACCACCAGAGGAAAUACAUAUACUGGAGACAGUAAGAACCUUGAUCCUGGCCAGUAUGACGUCAGCAGAUCAGAGCCACCUCCUGACCACGCCUGAACCUCACUUGAGGAUGGAGUAUGUGGCUGACCCAAGCGAGAGUUUCCAUCUGAUGGCCAACACCACUAAACAAAUGUGUCGGCCUAAGCCAGCCUUCCAGGAUAUGGAUAUGAUAUCCGCAUAUGCUGGGUUAUUUCUCAUGUUUACUAUGGCUAUAUACUCCAGCCUUGCCACAUCAGCUGGCUCUCACAAGUUGGGUGUGCCUCGACAAGCAGACCAGGAUGUAAAGCAUUAUGAAUGCUGUUGCUGCUGUCCUGUAAAGCCAAGGAAAAACCCAACAGAUCAUGGUGGUCAGAAGGUCAAAUACAAUGAGUCAGAGGGUACCAAGUACAAUUACGCCUUCUUCCAUUUUAUAUUCUGUCUAGCCAGUCUUUACAUCAUGAUGCAGCUCACUAACUGGUACAGACCAGCAGAGUCUAACUUGGAUAUGUUUGGCCUGAACUGGGCUGCUGUGUGGGUGAAGAUGACCUCAAGUUGGGUAUGCGUAGUGCUGUACAUCUGGUCACUUUUCCUACCAAAGCUUUGUCGAGGUCGCGACCUCACCUUCAUUAGGCAUCCUCAGCCUGAUGAACAGCUGGACGAGAUCGACCAGGAAGAAUUAGACAAUCUGAAUGGACCUAUCAACCCAGAAGCUGUUGUUACUUCAAGAGAAUCUGUUGUUUAGUGGUACAGAGCUGACAUCACUCAUCAGUAACAUCGGUAUCAUGAUCCAUGUUUUAAUCAAAGUCAUAAGUUCACUUUGAUCUUUUGUAAAUGACAACACUUGUAGUGAGAUUCUCUGAAAUUCAUGGUCACUGAAUCUCUUUCCAAGGAUUUGAAAGUGAUUUUAGUGGGGCAGCAUGGUCUUUAUUUAAAGUGAGAUAGAGGUAAUGUAGAAAAGAUGAAGGAGUCAGUCCUUUGAUGCCAAUAAAGAAGUUGGUAUAUAGCACAGACUGUUUGAAGUGGACACCACUGCAGCUUCUAUGUAAGGCCAUAUAUGAUAUAAAGAUCGACAUAGAUGUCAUUCAGCAUUGAUCGUAAAGGCGUAAAUUUAAUGGCAACUGUUCUAGUGUCAAAAAGGCGAGGUCUGAUGAUGGUUGUCACUCAGCAUUGUU
Ylistrum balloti is the source of this 2055-nucleotide messenger RNA. Its product is annotated as serine incorporator 5-like. The coding region runs from base 24 to 1625 and encodes 533 amino acids. The transcript has 13 exons. The record is from RefSeq and is a predicted model, not a curated record. Gene Ontology annotation, molecular function: 2 iron, 2 sulfur cluster binding. NCBI's taxonomy places the organism in Eukaryota, Metazoa, Mollusca, Bivalvia, Pectinida, Pectinidae. Gene Ontology annotation, cellular component: membrane.